UUUCUUCUUCUCAAUUAUGGACGGCUCCAAGUUACAUCAAACGCGCUACUUUCUGCACACCGAGGAGUCAUGUUCGUACUUAAGGUUUCUGCAUUCGAUCAGAAUUCAAUCUGUCGGCAGUCAUUUGGAUUAGGAUGCUAAAAGAUGUAAACAAAUUAAACAGUUCUGCUUGCAACUUGAAUUAAAUAAGGAUCAAGAUUAACGUAGCUCGCAGUUGCUGUGUGCAAUUAGAUAUAAGGAACGGCUAAAUUAUGAAUCGGACACAACGGGUUGCAUCUGUUGGGAAUAAAAGAACGCAACUCGACCAGUGUCUUUCACUGGAGAGCAACCUAUGAAUAGCGACCCACGUUCCGUCCAGAUAUUUAUACGUCCAUGGUUGGCCGUUUCGUAUCACAAUGCGCAGCAGCUGAUAUGUAAAAAUGGCCGCUGGCACCGAUGUAAACGAUACAAAGCGAGGAUAAGACGAAGCAUUUGUCGCGCGAUUAAUAUGAAGCGUGAUCAUAGAUAAGAAACCAUCCGGCCAACACGCUCGUUGACGGUUUGUUACCGCCGUUACAUCUGCCCUACGAAAGAAUCGGCGAGAUGAACGUAGCAAGAACCGCCCAACGGAUAACAGCGGAUGAUUACUUUUUCUUCGAUGAUACUCGUCGUACUGAGAAACUGUGGAUCUCUCAGGUACCAUAGACAUAUAUGUCAUUGAAGUUAAACAUUUCCAGAUCAACAUUUACUCAAAGCAGCUGUUAGCAAUAUAAUGGCUUACGAUCCACGCAACAUAAAGUAUUCACCAAAUACUCACGCCAAUCAGCACACUAGAUCUAACAUGACUGGAUACGCAUAUUCUGGCCAUCCACCGCAGCAUUUUCAGCAAACUGAUGAAAAUAGAAAUGAGAAUAACUUAUGUGGUACUAAAGAGAUUUGUUCACAAAUCUCACAACAAUCGUCCAGCACUCAGACUGUACAGAAAGUAGAUGCUGCGACCAUGACAGAUCCCUUACAAAUCGACUUUAGACUUACCUCUGAAUAUUUGGCACGUUGUUCUAGUACAUUAGGUCUGCCGUAUGUAACUAAAUAUGAAGAUAACAGCAAUAAUUCUACACACAAUUGCCAGGAGAUAAGACCAAAAAUUGAAUUUGAGAUUGAACCACAACAUAUUAAUGGUAUGUUAAUUUACCAUUGCCCCGAAUGUGCAUAUAGAUUUGAAGAUCGUGAAGCACUCCAUGAACAUCUCGAAGAUCAUAAACAGAGACCACAUAUCUGUGAUAUUUGCGGGGCAAGUUUGAAACGAAAAGAACAUUUAGAUCGUCAUAAACAGGGCCAUAAUAAGGACAGGCCUUAUCAAUGUAACAUGUGUUGUAAAUCAUUCAAACGUAACGAACACUUAGCGCGUCACAUGAUUACUCACUCGGGUAGCAAAAAUCAAAUUUGUACAGAGUGUGGUAAAGCCUUUUACAGGAAAGAUCACUUGAAGAAGCAUUUGCAAAGUCAUAAUAGCGGUCGGAAUAAGCAUUUAAAUAUCUCGCAAAACAAUCAGAACGAUCAGCAGCCGAAUGACGAGGGACUGAGCAGUUUUGCGAUGAUGAUGAGACAAGCUGGACCUCCUCCGUUUUCUAUUUUGCGAACUUAGUUAUUAUGCUAUAACAAUGCUGUAAUAUAAAUCUUUAAUCUCUGUCUACGAGCGAGACUAUUUGGACAAGCUAGGUUCAUAAGAUUUAAUACGAAUGAGCUUUACCUAAUAUACCUUUGCGGAAUAAUCGAGAAUCGUUAUUAAUAAUGUAAGAGCCCAUGUUCCUAAGGAAGUUUAUCGUUACGUAUUUUGUCAACGAGUAGGCGAGCCAAGGGAUAAUGUUAUCGAUUUUUGUAAUAUUCCUUAUAACACAUUAUACAUGUAGAAGGUUGUUUAUACAUUAAGACAAUACCUACUUAAGUUUUCUUUUUUAAACUUGAAUGAGUUUGUGUUAAGGCUCUUGUAUACUCGUUGCAAUUAUUCUUGUUUGAUCACGUCAGAAGUGAGGAAAUGCAUGCCGGAAUUUCUUGCGGUAUACGUUCAAAUAAAACUAUAUACUCGCAAAAUAAUAUAUCUAUAUAUAUCUUUUUAUUUCAACAUAUACCGCAAGAAUUCUUGGUAUGCAUUUCCUCACUUCUGACGUCAUCAAAUCAUCAUCAGACCUCAUCAAACAUGGACAGUUGCAGCAAGUAUACAUGAGUCUUAAAUGUAUAAGUUCUACAUAAUUUUCAUUAUUUAUAUAUUCUCAUGCGCAUAGACUUGUAUAAUGAACAUACAUGCACGGCCAAAAGAGCCUCUGUAAAUCGCGCACGUCUAAUAAAAUUUGAGAAGAAAUUAACAGAACGAAAUGUAGCUCCCCAACUGGAUUAAAAAAAAAGAAACUUGAAUAUUUAAAUUAUACUACCUUAGAUUAUACAUUCAAUAUGACAUGAGCAUGUAUGGAUAUAUAUGCACGUGAUGAUCGUUAAUUGUUUACAUAGAGAUGUUGAGUAAUGACUGAUAAAAUUGUCUAUCUUAUUAAUUGUACAGUGUACAGUCAAGUAAUACACAAUUUUCGUUUUAUUUCAAAUAUACUCUAUUACCCUAGAAAGAAAAAAAGUAAAAAAGCGCUAUAAAAAUUCUUAACGACGCCAGUUUUUUCGCUCAUUUAUCUAAUUAUUUGCGUUUAAAAUAAAAUUUUAAGGCGUAAGUUCCAUCAAGCGAGAGAUUAAUUAGCGUAAUUACGACUAAUAUAUUGUAUAAAUAAAAAUCUGCAAUUUUUUUUAACGAUCAAGCGACGAAGCGCCUCUAUUGAUAUAAUGAUUCAUGGAAUAUUUUGCGUGAGAAUUAAUAAGAAUGCAUUAAAAUAGCCACUGCGAUUAUAGUAAGACUUAGGAAUUGUUAGUGCGAAGCAAGGAAACCAGUCAUCCACAUGUGAAUUCAUUGGUGCAUAUCUGUAGAUAAAAUGAUUGAUUGUUACUUGAGAGAACGGUUUAUUGCUGAAGAAUUUCAUGUAUACGAAAACCCCUGUUAAUGUAUCACAAUUCCGAAGGUAAUUCGUUGAAUUAGAAAAGAUAUACUUGCACACAGUUUUCUUUUUCCGAAAACACAAAAUGAUAUUGAUUCUUUCACUUUUAAUGUUAACAAUACACGUCCAAUGGCAGAUCAGGCCACACGUUCAUUAGCUGUAUAUAUUAAGCCCUCAUCGCACGAUGCUUGUCUUCGUGUUAACUCGCAUGCGAGCCACCAUGCCAAUUAGCAUGCUAGCUAGCACGCUAGCUACAUAACUCGAAAUCACUAUAAAUUUACUGUCAUGUGUGUUAGCACGUUGGUUUUCGAAGAUAAAAUGCGCAUCACGCGAUACUUAUUUCGUGUUAACUCGCAUGCGCUGAUAUACUAGCAUGAUGGCUCGCAUGUGAAUUAACACGAAACAAGCAUCGUGUGACGCGGGCUUUAGUAUAAAAAACUCGUGAUAUAUUGUCACCCCUUAUCAUUAUAUUGUUAAGUUGUGCUCAUUACAUAUACGCCCAACGUUGUACGCGCGCAGUAAGAUCUGAAUGCCUAGAAAGAAAAAGAUAGCGUUUUAUUAUUUAACUAUGCAGUGAUCUUGAUUAAAUUA
This is a messenger RNA of Dinoponera quadriceps, 3602 nucleotides long. Its product is annotated as zinc finger protein 39-like. Gene Ontology annotation, molecular function: DNA-binding transcription factor activity, RNA polymerase II-specific; RNA polymerase II cis-regulatory region sequence-specific DNA binding. Gene Ontology annotation, cellular component: nucleus. The record is from RefSeq and is a predicted model, not a curated record. Gene Ontology annotation, biological process: regulation of transcription by RNA polymerase II. The transcript is spliced from 4 exons. Bases 752 to 1624 code for a protein of 290 amino acids. Lineage: Eukaryota; Metazoa; Arthropoda; Insecta; Hymenoptera; Formicidae.